Anopheles maculipalpis is the source of this 399-nucleotide messenger RNA. RefSeq lists its product as uncharacterized. Gene Ontology annotation, cellular component: mitochondrial inner membrane. Gene Ontology annotation, biological process: mitochondrial respiratory chain complex I assembly; mitochondrial respiratory chain complex IV assembly. NCBI's taxonomy places the organism in Eukaryota, Metazoa, Arthropoda, Insecta, Diptera, Culicidae. The coding region runs from base 1 to 399 and encodes 132 amino acids. The record is from RefSeq and is a predicted model, not a curated record. The transcript is spliced from 2 exons.
AUGGUGUCCUUAAGAACGCUCACCAAAGCAGCAACGUACAUAGCAGUGGGUGGAAUUACGGCGGCAAUGAUAAUGAAGGUGAAGCUAGAGGAUAAAAUACGCAGCCAACCGUACUACAAGGAAGCAUUAAAAUUACUCCGUGCACAUCAAGGAGCGAUACAAUUGCUCGGCGAACCCAUCAAGGAUCUAAGCUUCGACCUUGGAGAGGAAAGCAAAAAGUUUGGCGGAGGGAAGAUCGACAGCUUUGCCGUGCCUGUGCGAGGUCCAAAGGUCCGAGGCAAAUACUACUUCUGGGCGGAAAUGCAAGAAGAUCGUUGGAUGAUUAAGCGGGCCGAGCUACAGCUGGAAAAUGAACCCGAUCGCCGGUUGCUUAUUAAAGCCGAAAGCCAUAUGGAGUAG